GCCAUCUACCACACAACGCGGCGCAAAAGUCAUAUCUGACAUUGGUUUGACACAUAGCUCAAUUUUUCUCUUCAAUUACUUUUCUUUCAAACACGUAUUUAAUAAUUUUUCUGUUCAAUUUUAAAGACAAUAAGUAAAAUAAAAUAAUUUAAAAUUCAGAGAUGAGUUUUAUUCCAGCCUUCUUGAUAAUUGUAAAAUGAUUCAUAUCUCUCUCUUCCCCGAAAUGUGCCUUAAUAAAAAUUAAAAGUGUAAAGCAAGCACCAAAUUUUAACAAGUAACUAGACUCUUCAAGCAAUCUUGGACAAGAAUAUCACUUUCUCACAACAAAGCAGAAAAUCAGCAUAUUCAUCGUUUUGGUUAUUGGUUCAAAUGUGGUUGGAAAUUUAAUGCUAUCUGGGUAUUAUCUCUUCCCUUCUGGUGGCUAAUUCCUACUGACUUUUCUAACCGAACACAACUAAAUGUAGAAAAAGGAAGAAUAACAAUAUAUUAUUUAUGUUUUGGCUAUCUCUUAUCCUUAAUAGCUCAUUUAAAUUGUAAUCAUUGUUAGCUGGUUGUUUGUUGCUAUUAAACAUAUUCUUAAUCAAUAUAAAGAUAAAUAUGAUAUGUGCAUAAGUGAACACCAUAAUGAGUAACAACGGACAAUGGAUGACAUCACUUCCAGACAAUCUACGGAGUAUUCCGGUCAUCAAUCUUGCGAUACCUGGUUCCCAUGACACAAUGACUUAUGGAAUAAAAUCAAGAGCGAAACCUGCUCCCGAUGCCGACCGUUCAACAAUAUGGUUGAAUUUUUGUUUUCCUUGGUGUGUCCGCCGCUGGGCAAAGACACAAUCCUCUUCUGUAUUGGAUCAGUUAUUGUUAGGAAUUCGUUAUUUUGAUUUGCGUGUUUGUCAAAAAAAUGAUAAAUAUUAUUUCGCUCAUGGCCUUUUUGCUAUGGAAAUAUUUGAACCUCUAGAGGAGCUAAAACGUUAUUUGCUUUCACACAGAGGCGAAAUAUGCAUAUUGGAUUUUCAGCAUUUUUACGAGAUGGAUGAAACACAUCACAAACAAUUACAAAACCGUUUGCUGAUGUUAUUUGAUUCAAUGUUGUACGCAAAAUCUGAUGGUAAUUUGAGCGAGUUUACAUUAAACAGAAGUAGUGCUCUCGGCAGACAAGUAUUUUUAAUUUAUCGACGGUGUCCUUUACCUUUGCCAAAUGAAUUUUGGCCAAGCAAUAGUUGGCCGACUCCAUGGCCAAAUGUAACUUCAAUUAAAAAACUUGAGAUCUAUCUUCAAAAAUCAUUACUGACCAGACAACCUUCACAGGGUUUUGUAUCUCAGUGUAUACUAACCCCAUCGGGAAAAUACAUAACGCUCAGAUUUUUUUCCUCUCUACGUAAAACAGCUAAAAAAGUAAACAGUAAAUUAAAACCUUGGAUUGAAGAACAAUUGCCCGGGCCAUUUGAGGAAAAUGAACCUCCAAAGGCGAAUGUGUUUAUUGUCGAUUUCGCAAGUUUAAAUAAUGGAGAGUUCUGCAAUACAGUUAUAGGCCUUAAUUAUAAAAUCAAUAACCCCUCAAUGAGUGGAGAUGCUUACAAUAAUUUUUAAUUUUUUUUUUGCAUAAUACGCAUAGUAUAAAUCUAUUUAGCACUUCUAGAACCAACAGUAAAAUAUUUAUUUAAUCCUCGGCACAAUAUUCAAUGUAGUGAAGGAAACUAAAAAAUGUUUCUAUUAUUGAUUAGCUAUGAGCAAAUCUUCCAAUCGUAACGCACUAAGUAAUAACACUAUAUAUGUAUGUA
Molecule: messenger RNA, 1775 nt
Organism: Ceratitis capitata (Mediterranean fruit fly)
Lineage: Eukaryota; Metazoa; Arthropoda; Insecta; Diptera; Tephritidae
Product: PI-PLC X domain-containing protein 2
Exons: 3
Coding region: 625-1584 (319 amino acids)
Biological process (GO): lipid metabolic process
Molecular function (GO): phosphoric diester hydrolase activity
Source: RefSeq, a predicted model, not a curated record